Messenger RNA from Ochlerotatus camptorhynchus, 765 nucleotides. RefSeq names its product protein spaetzle-like. The coding region runs from base 1 to 765 and encodes 254 amino acids. Gene Ontology annotation, cellular component: extracellular region. Gene Ontology annotation, molecular function: Toll binding; growth factor activity. The transcript has a single exon. NCBI's taxonomy places the organism in Eukaryota, Metazoa, Arthropoda, Insecta, Diptera, Culicidae. The record is from RefSeq and is a predicted model, not a curated record. Gene Ontology annotation, biological process: innate immune response; central nervous system formation.
AUGUUUACCUUAAUUUUAGUACUGCUGCUAGUGACUCCGUUACAUUCUGCAGUGGGUGUUUGGCCCCUGGUGAGAUCAAGAGAGGUGAAAUUAUCCGCUAGGAUGGAUGGUGUAACACAAGAAUCUGGGAAAAACACAAGGAUAAAUCGUUCGAGUACAACCAAGCAUCCGAUUUCCCACAUCGAACAACCCACAGAGAGUAGUACCAGCGCAACCCGCAUCGGAUUGAACUUCGAUUUUAUGUUUGCGAAUGACGUGAAGCCCAGAAUUGAUAUGUCCGAAGAUUGCAGUCCAGAUUAUCCCAUUUGUACAAACGUCGUCGAUUACCCUCAGCAGUUGGUAAAUGAGAUAAUUGCCCGUCAGGAGUAUCGGUUUGCUGAAGUUUUUGGUGAUGAUGUGGUAAUGGAUAGCGGUGAUACUUUGAUAAAACGGUUCGAUACGUCAGAUGAUGAAUUCAUUUGUAUGAGCGAGGAAAAGUUAGUUCAUCCUCAAAGUGGCUAUACUAUUAAGGAUCAGUUGGUGAUGAUUGUGAAUACUCCGAGCUACAUGCAGGGUGUGCGAAUUGAAACCUGUCGAAAUCCUGGUGAAUCGUGCAAUAAGUUACAAUACCUGAUCUCUAUGUAUACAACGGAAUGUAAGCAACUCUAUCACUAUCGCACAUUGCUGGCAUUCGAUGCAGUUACCAAUCAACCGUAUAAAGAAUCAUUCCGUCUUCCAUCGUGCUGCAAAUGCGUUAUACGACCCAUACAAAGGGUUCAUUUGUAG